UAGUUGUAGUAUUUGGGUUUUGCACUUUCUUUUCCUUCCUUCUCCCAUUUCUUUCCCGAAAAAAUAUUCAUUUUCUUUCUCUGGUUUUUCUUGAUUUUUUCCUUCGGAAUUUUCUUAAAGAAAAUUAUAUAUUUCAUCGAUUAUGAGGAUCAGAAAAAGACCGAUUCAGCAAACUUUCUCUUCGAUUUCACCUCUUUCAUCAGAUCCCAACUUCAACAAGUCUCCGGUGGUGCAACACCCGCAACGGUGGCUGUCUCCUCCACCUUCUGAUCAACCAAGUCACCCGAUCCGUCGACAGAAACCCACCCAGGACCUUGAUUCAUCUGCUGUCCCUGAAACAACAACAAUAAGAGCAACACAUGGAAAAGAGCUGAAAAAGAAAGAAGAUCACUCGGUUUUGAAGCAAACAGGAGAGGACGAAAGGGGAGAAAAUGGGGAGAAGAGGAGUAAUUACACUACCAGGAAGAAAAGUGUUUCCGGUGAAGAACUAGGAAGGGGGUCUCUAUCCCAUCAAGCUGAGGGGAGCUGGUGUGAAGGAGAGAAGGCGUUUCCAUUGAAGAAAAUAAGAAUAAUGAAGAAAGAUAACGAUAAUAAUAAUGAAAAGAGUGGCAAAAAGUUCAGAAGUCGAAACGGUGCGUUAAUGGAAGGUUCGAGGUGCAGUCGAGUUAAUGGAAGGGGAUGGCGGUGUUGCCAACAAACACUCGUGGGUUACUCGCUCUGCGAGCAUCACUUGGGAAAAGGGAGGCUGAGGAGUAUCGCCAGUGUUAAAAGCAAUGCAGCAAAGAAGGAAGAUCCGCAACCGCCAUUGUCGAAACAAGGAAGUGAUCAGAAGACAGUGAUGAAGCUGGGGACGGUUAAAGCUCGAUCGAUAAGCAGUCUGCUGGGCCAAAACGACAAUGUAAUUGCAGUUUCUGAUGAUGAUUAG
Hibiscus syriacus is the source of this 925-nucleotide messenger RNA. RefSeq lists its product as uncharacterized. The record is from RefSeq and is a predicted model, not a curated record. The transcript has 4 exons. The coding region runs from base 143 to 925 and encodes 260 amino acids. NCBI's taxonomy places the organism in Eukaryota, Viridiplantae, Streptophyta, Magnoliopsida, Malvales, Malvaceae.